This is a messenger RNA of Alligator sinensis (Chinese alligator), 666 nucleotides long. It is a transcript of the gene PHOX2A, whose product is annotated as paired like homeobox 2a. The record is from RefSeq and is a predicted model, not a curated record. Gene Ontology annotation, biological process: regulation of transcription by RNA polymerase II. NCBI's taxonomy places the organism in Eukaryota, Metazoa, Chordata, Crocodylia, Alligatoridae. The coding region runs from base 1 to 666 and encodes 221 amino acids. Gene Ontology annotation, molecular function: DNA-binding transcription factor activity, RNA polymerase II-specific; RNA polymerase II transcription regulatory region sequence-specific DNA binding. The transcript is spliced from 4 exons.
AUGGCGCGCUCCCCACGGCCGGUUUGCAUGGCCGGCGUGGUUCACGCGCGUGAUCGCGUGGCCCUGCCCUACAAGUUCUUCUCGGACCCGUCGGGCAUCAACGAGAAGCGCAAGCAGCGCCGGAUCCGCACCACCUUCACCAGCUCGCAGCUCAAGGAGCUGGAGCGGGUCUUCGCCGAGACGCACUACCCCGACAUCUACACCCGUGAGGAGCUGGCGCUCAAGAUCGACCUCACCGAGGCCCGGGUGCAGGUCUGGUUCCAGAACCGGCGGGCCAAAUUUCGCAAGCAGGAGCGAGCGGCCAACGCCAAAGGCGCCGGCGGGGGCAGCAAUGGCGGCGCCGUGGCCAACAAGAAGUCGGACCCGCGCUCCUCCUCGGAAGACGACGAGUCCAAGGAGUCCAACUGCAGCCCCACGCCUGACAGCACCGCCUCGCUGCCCACCGCCGGCGGCCUCAGCCCCGGCAGCAGCCUGAGCCCCAGCCCCGGCACGGGGCAGGGCAGGGCCCCUGGCCACGCUGCCCAGCCCCUAAAGGCUCCUCUGUGGCCCGGGGUCAGUACUAGCAACAGUCCCAGCAACACGGCCGAGCUGCUGAAGGCUUGGCAGCCGGCCCAGGUAACAGUGUUGGCUCAGCCCAUCCUGUGCAGUGGGGCAGGGCCUGUUUGA